GUCGUUUGUGCGCAAUUUGAUCCAGGCCUCUCCAACAAUGUUACCUGCUAAAACGUGGUCGCGUUUCCGUCGUGCCUACUAGUUGGUAGUAUUGGUUACAGCUAGCUCCGUGUGACAAUGGCCGAACCAUCUGUAGGCCUACAGUAUUUCAGGGGGGAAUCUUUGAAGCAGUUAAUUCAUGCGGCCUCAUGUCUACCUCCUCUGCAACCUUCACGAACGCACAAAGUCUUUUUUCGUUGUGACCGAGAUCCCAAUAGGCCACCUAUACCGUAUCCCGACAACUACUGUGAUAAGUGGAAUGGAUCUUAUGUACGUAUGCCAUGUUCUCCUGAAAGCGUGUAUCCGAUUUAUGAAGGUGGAGCUAGCAACCUUGCUUCUAGAUGGACUAUGGUGGAGAAGGCAUUAAGACAGAAAAUAGGAUCUUUCACUGAGCUGAAGGAAGCCAUUUUAUCAUACAACUCUCGUUUCAAGUCAUCAUGGAAUUUCAAGGCUUUAGAAUACAUGUGUAAAGAAAAUUUAAUCCCUGACGGAGGAAAUGAUAACUUCUUUAACAAUGCUCUCCCCAGUCUUUGUGCGUUGGCGUUAAAUCUACCUGUUUUUGUUACAAAGCCUAUUCCUUUACUCAGACGUGGAUGUAAACGUUCACUUACUUUAAGUCAACUACAGAUAGCCAGUCUUUUGGCAAAUGCCUUCUUCUGUACAUUUCCCAGACGUAAUUGUCACGGUCAAGAGGCAGAGUAUGUCAAUUUUCCUGAAAUUAAUUUCUCAAAUCUGCUGUCAGCAAAACCUAUCAGUCAGCAUAAUAUAAACAGGACGCUGCAUGUUAAAGUUCAAAAGUUACGCUGUAUAUUGCAUUAUUUUCAUCGUGUUUUAAAACAUUUUCCCGUUGGAUCAAUAACAUUCACAAGACGCCGUUUAGGUGAUCUGGCACCAGAUUGGUUAGGCAGUUUAAUUACAUUUGAUCAACUGCGAUUGCAUGUUGAUUUCGCGAAUUGUUACUUGGGUGGCGGUAUUUUAGGCACUGGAUGUGUACAAGAAGAAAUUAUGUUUGCUCUACGCCCAGAAUUGUUAAUUAGUUGUUUAUUUGUUGAAUGUUUGGAUCCUGAUGAAACACUUAUUAUCGAGGGUGCGGAACAAUAUUCAGUGGGUUCUGGUUAUGCUGAUAACUUUUGUUGGGCUGGAGAUUUUGAUCAUUCAAAGAGUGGGAUGAAACGUGAUGAAUGGGGAAGAUGGAAUUACGCUAUAGUAGCAAUGGAUGCUACACCGUAUACUGAUCCUGUAGAACAAUAUAGUGCUGGGGAAAUGCUCAGAGAAAUAAACAAGGCUUAUUGUGGAUUCUCUGAUGAGUUGUUUCCUAACAGAAAACUACCAUCAGUUGUCGCUACUGGAAACUGGGGAUGUGGUGCUUUUCGUGGUGAUGUAGAACUAAAAUGCAUACUUCAAAUGAUGGCAUGUGUACAGGCGAAGAAAUCUUUAGCUUAUUUUACUUUUGGAGAUAAGCAAUUUUGUGAUAGAAUUUACGAAAUUCACACACUACUUUCCUCGCAAAAGGUGACUGUAGGAAAUCUUUGGCGGAUUCUAAGUGAAAAUUCUGAAUCUCUCUUGGACUAUAACAAUUCUGUAUUUGAUUUUAUUUCGCAGACUUUCGAAUGUAUGAAGUAAUCUAGAGAUGUAAAAUGAUGAUAUUCAUUUUUAUGUGCCAAAUCUUUUGUACUUCUGACUUUUUUUUCUAAACUAAUUUGACCUAUUAUUAUUGCUACUUUUCCUGAUUUCUUGUUUUAUGGCAUGCGGGGAUGGAGUCGGUAGGUAAGUGGGUGUGAAGCAUUUGACCAAAGAGAUAUCACACAGACUAAAAAUCGCUGAUUGUAAGUCGUGUUGACAAGAAAAAACUGCGUAACAGAGCCUCAUCAGCUGAGUUUCCCGAUUAUCGGUGACCAGACUUAAAUCUGAAGAACUACCAUUGUAAACGUGUCAUUAUAUACUAGGUCACCUUGUCACAUUUCCUUUCUCUACAUUAAAUUGUAACGGCCUGAUAUUAGUAGCAGGUAGACAACAACAUGAGUGCGUUUACGCCUUCAGUGUUGAAUUUUGAUUCGUAUCACAUAGUCCCUAACUGUCAACUUUUGUUUUUCU
This is a messenger RNA of Trichobilharzia regenti, 2133 nucleotides long. Lineage: Eukaryota; Metazoa; Platyhelminthes; Trematoda; Strigeidida; Schistosomatidae. The record is from the annotation of a GenBank genome assembly.